Messenger RNA from Populus trichocarpa (black cottonwood), 1860 nucleotides. RefSeq names its product taxane 13-alpha-hydroxylase. Gene Ontology annotation, molecular function: heme binding; monooxygenase activity; iron ion binding. The transcript is spliced from 4 exons. Bases 39 to 1547 code for a protein of 502 amino acids. Lineage: Eukaryota; Viridiplantae; Streptophyta; Magnoliopsida; Malpighiales; Salicaceae. The record is from RefSeq and is a predicted model, not a curated record. Gene Ontology annotation, biological process: sterol metabolic process.
CAUUAGUUAUCAUUAGUUCACUUGCAGAAACCCACACCAUGGAUCUCAUGAUUCUUUUUGAGCAUCCGUCUUUUGAAUCCAAAGUAUCCUCACCAACCAUAAUUCUAGUAACACUGCUUGCCCUUGUUGCAGGAUUCUACUACAAACAUAAGGCCUCAAAACAUGCAGGCAAGAAACUCCCACCUGGUUCAUUGGGAUUUCCACUCGUGGGCGAGUCUAUAAGCCUUGUGAGGGCACAGAAACGAGACAAGAUUGAUGAUUGGAUGUGGAAACGGAUCGACAAGUUCGGACCAAUAUUUAAAACCUCAAUUUUCGGUACCAAGACUGUGGUUCUGACAGGCCAAGCUGGCAACAGGUUUUUGUUCAGUGGAGGUGAUGGCAUCUCUUACAAGCAACCAAAGACGAUUGCCAGCAUACUAGGAAAGUACAGCCUCUUUGAGAUUUCUGGGUCUCGGCAUAAGCUUAUCAGGGGUGCAAUAGUUGGGUUUUUGAAGCCCGAGAGAAUCCAGAAAAUUGUAGGUGAAAUAAAUUUACUGGUCCAGCAACAACUAUCCAAGGAAUUGGAUGGAGAAGAUUCUGUAAAGAUAGUUCCAUUCAUGAAGAGGAUUGCAUUCAAUAUCACUUGCAAUAUCUUUUUUGGAAUACCAGACGGGAAGGAAAAAGAUACGCUCUUUGAAGAAUUCUCAGUUGCUGUUAAAGGGUGUUGGGCUGUUCCCUUGGAUAUUCCAGGGACUGUAUUUCAUAGAGCAAUGCAAGCUCGAGCUCGCCUCUGCAAAAUACUCUCAAAAAUUAUUGAUGAAAGGAAAAGACAAAUGGAAGAAGGGACAGUUGAUGUCAAUGAAAACAUCAUCUACAGCUUUCUUAGUCUGAGAGACGAAAAUGAUGAACCUUUGAUAGAAGAGGAGAUUCUUGACAUGGUCCUAUCCUUAAUAAUGGCUAGUCAUGAUUCAACCACGAUUCUCUUGUGCCUGCUCGUGAGGCUCCUUUCUCGAGAUGCCGAGAUAUACAACAAGGUUCUGGAAGAGCAAAGGGAGGUCAUCAAGGUUAAAGGAGGCAGAGAUGGGAAGAUCACAUGGAACGAAAUUCAAAUGAUGAAGUAUAGCUGGAGAGUAGCUCAAGAGGUCAUGAGAUUUUAUCCUCCAAUUUUUGGCAACUUUCGACAGAUAACCAAAGACAUCGAGUUCGAUGGCUUCGAUAUUCCCAAAGGAUGGCAGGUUUUGUGGGUGGCUUCUGGGACGCACAUGGACAAGAGCAUUUUUGAAGAUCCAGAGAAGUUCGAUCCCUCAAGAUUCGACACUUCAUCUAAAACAUUCCCUCCAUACACCUAUGUUCCUUUUGGAGCAGGCCUGCGCAUCUGCCCUGGAGCAGACUUUGUUCGAAUUGAAUCAAUGCUGGUAAUCCAUCAUUUUAUAACGAAGUAUCAGUGGAAAGAAAUCAUUCCUGACGAGCCUAUAAUUCGUGAUCCCAUGCCUUAUCCAGCAAUGGGCCUUCCUGUAAAGUUUUAUCCAAGAAGUGGCGAUCUGGCCAUAGCAGGCAACGAUAUCUGAUCCUUCUUGACCACUGGAUGCGGUAGCCGAUGAAGCUACAGUGUAGAUGGUUUUUUUUUUUUUUAAUAACAUGGGUGUCCGGAAUAGCUUGCGCGUACCUCAAUUAAUUUCACGGUCUAUGAAGUUAACAAUCAUAUAAGCCUCCAGUGACCCUGAGAUUUAUGGGAUUCAAACUAGUAAUCUCUACAGAGCAAAUCUAGAAUAUAAUAGUUAAACUACACACCUUAAAAUUAUUUCUUGAUAAUUAUAUUUACGUGUUAGUGUUGCAAGGAACGGCAUAUUUAUGUGUUAUGUAGUGAUCUAUUAUAUUUUA